This is a messenger RNA of Laetiporus sulphureus 93-53, 956 nucleotides long. RefSeq lists its product as uncharacterized. The transcript is spliced from 4 exons. The coding region runs from base 1 to 924 and encodes 307 amino acids. The record is from RefSeq and is a predicted model, not a curated record. Lineage: Eukaryota; Fungi; Basidiomycota; Agaricomycetes; Polyporales; Laetiporaceae.
AUGUCUAUCGCUGUGACUGAUCUGUUUGCCUCACCUCAACCAAUUCCGGUGGACUGGGGCAUCCAGCUUGUAGACGUCUGCAAUGGCCUUUCGAACCUCAGCUGGAGAGAUGAACUGAAUUCACUACACCUCAUGCGCACCACCAAUACCACAAAAGCGGUCCGCCGCGGAGCCAACUCGCAAUAUUAUAUUGAAACCAUUCCAGGAAAAGACAAGAAGAGCAAAGUCGAUUAUUUGAUUAUCACGGGUGAACACCCAAGGAAUGCGCAAGGAUAUGGCUUCCUCCUUCACGGAUUCUCAUCUCCGUUUCUUUUUUACGCUCUUCCAAGCCCGAGUCGAAGACUGAGAGAGGAAGCUUACUUGAUUCUCGACUCCUUCUCCGAAGAAGAUAUCCGCUCGCGGUGCCUGCUAAGCGAACCUGUCGGUUAUAUUGAUGACUGUGGCAACUACAUUGAGACAGUUCCGAUGCCUCCAUACUAUCCUGGCAUCUCUCUACUGAAAGAGCGUCCUCUGCAUGCUAUUGACUUUCCUCCCGCCAGCUUUAGUCCGAACAACUCAUAUCCGAUCAAAGGAACUCUUCUCAGCCACUGCUUGAAGGUGAAGUUGAUCUACCAUGGUGACAGGCCCGUCUUCGAAAGAGAGGAGCUGCAAGGCAUCCGUCAGAUCAAAGUAGCCAUUUUGUGGCCGGGCUAUGGCUCAGACGGCUUCAUCAGAGGAGUUGAUGUGCCCUUACAAGGCGCUCAUGGAGUUCUCACGCGGUCAGAACUGGCGCACCGAGUGGCUUCGGAAUACCAACGAUUCAUCAUGGACUGCGAUGUUGGGCGUAUACCAGACCUGGGCUCAUACUACAAAGUCGGCCGUAACGACAUCAAUCUCAACGACAUGAUCCUGGACUAUGUCUGGAGUCCGGACGUCGACGUGUAGGAGGCGAGCAUAUCUGUCAUGCAGAAUUGGAG